UCAUGUGGUACGUCAUCAAGAAACUUACUUUCAGUUUUGUUUUCAUUGGUAAACCUCUUCUGGAGUAGACAGAAACAAAAACUAAACACAGAUGUUGAACUUUUUCAUCCUUGCGUGUGAAUACACUUAUUAACACCCUAUUACAAUAUGCGAAUAUAAUCUUCGAUCAUGGUCUCUAAAAAGGGAGUGAUAUUGUUUUCGUGUGGCUUGUUGGGUGUUGUCUUCCUUGUCGUAGGCUGUGUUCUCAUAAACGUUUUUGACACUCUCAUCCAUUCGGAGGUGAAAGAUGGUCUACCAUUAACAAAAGGCUCGGCUUCUUAUAAAAACUGGCAGUCACCAAAAUCGCCCAUUUACUUCCAAGUAUGGAUGUUCAAUGUGGUCAAUCGCAUGGAAAUAAUCGCAGGAGAAAAGCCAGCAGUGGCUCAGAUGGGACCCUACACCUACAGGGAACAUCGCGAGAAGGUGGACAUAAACUACUACGACAAUGGAACCUUGACUUACAGGGAGCUGCGGUCCUUUGUAUUCCAGCCUGACAUGUCUGUUGGCUCAGAGAACGACACGUUCUACACAGUCAACCUUCCUGCUCUGACCAUCAUGUCUAUGCUAAAGAGAGAAUACACAUUUUUUGAUGAAUUAGUUGACUUGAUCUUGAAUGCAAUUGGCGAACGAUUGUUCAUACAGUUGUCUGUGCAUGAUUUGAUGUGGGGCUAUGAGGACCCUUUAUUAAAGGAUGCGAAAGAAAUUGCUAGAAUGUUCAAUCGGACUCUGAACAUGUCAGACUAUUUUGGUCUGUUUUAUAAUCAAAACAACACAGACGAUGGCCUUUAUCAGAUCUACUCAGGUGUUAAAGGUAUCGACAACUUUGGGAAAAUUGUUACCUGGAAUCAAUUUGAGAAACUUCCUUACUGGACCAAUGAAUCUGCCAACAUGAUCAACGGCACAGAUGGCACCAUCUACCCUCCAUUUAUCAGCACCAAGGAAACAAAAUAUUUGUUUUCUUCUGACCUCUGCAGAUCACUGGGUUUAGAUUUCACUGAACCUCUGACCGUCAAGGGGAUUGGUUUAGACAGAUUUGUGGCCCCUGACAUCAUGUUUGGUAACGUGACAGUCAACCCGUACAACGCAGGGUUCUGUACCCCCGCAGGUAACUGCCUGCCCUCUGGUCUGCUCAACGUUAGCGUCUGCCGCAGUGGUGCCCCGGUCAUCAUGUCCAUGCCUCACUUCUUGGGGUGCGACCAGGAGACUAUAGACACCAUCGUGGGCCUGCGACCUGACAGGGAGGAACAUCAGAGCUACAUUGAUAUUGAACCUAUGACAGGUGUAGCCAUGAACGUGGGGAAAAGAUUACAAAUCAACACCUACAUAGAACCGGAUGCUAAAUUUCAAGAUCUAAAGAACAUCAAAAAACCCUUCUUUAUGCCAGUCAUGUGGCUCAAUGAGAGUGCUGUCAUAUCAGACAGUGAUGCCAGUGACUUCCGAAGUGAGGUUCUGGAUAAAAUUAAAAUAACAACCGGAGUCAAAUACGGUCUGAUUGUUUUGGGAGCUGUCAUGAUCAUCAUUGUUAUCCUCGUUUUAGCUCUGCCCAAACUGAAAGACUUGAUGAUGAGGAAGAAGGAAGAGGCAAUCAACAAAAAUAAUGAGGAUGAUGAUGACGUGCCUAUAUUGUUCCACGGAGCAUCUUAAUGACCUCAUCUCUUGAGUGUUGUGACCAGUUCUUUCAGACGUCCACCUGCUGACCCCUGCUCCCUUAGUUGAUAUUUUUUGCUUCGAAGUUUCUCAAGUCAGUAGUAAUCACCCCACAAUUUUAUUCCUUACAUUAGUGACCUUUGCAUGACCCCCACAGCAGUGACCUUUAUAUUAGUGAUCUUUACAUGACCCCC
Molecule: messenger RNA, 1880 nt
Organism: Physella acuta
Lineage: Eukaryota; Metazoa; Mollusca; Gastropoda; Physidae
Product: lysosome membrane protein 2
Cellular component (GO): cytoplasm; membrane
Molecular function (GO): scavenger receptor activity
Source: RefSeq, a predicted model, not a curated record